ACUCGGCUUCCAUUUUGUUCCUGCACUUUUUCUUCCGUCAAACGUUUCGAGGUUCCGAGCGCUCGCGGCGAAUCUUAAUCGACUCGAGCGGUUCUCGCCCGCUUCGAUAUCGAGCGGGAGCGCGCGGGGAGCUCGGCGCGAGCGGAGCGCGCGACUUUUAGCUCGACCUUAGCCGGCGCGAGGCGCCUUGGUCAUGUCCGAGGUCCGCCGGGCCGGUCCGCUGCGCAGGUUUGGAACGCGCGCCAUUUUGUAAAAUUUACACAAAAAAGGAAGAAGCGGCUGGAGGAGGAUGAGCUCUCCCCGGAGAGACACAGCCAGCGCGCCGCCACUCCACAGCUCGCUUUCGGUGAAUAUGCGUUUCGGACCCGCGGCUCUUGCAGCGCUAUUACGUGACUCGCGUCACUGACGGUCGAUGCCUGCGAGGCGGAGGGUCAAAAUGUAGCUGCGUUUCUGCGGCCGGAUCGGAGAAGUUUGUGUUGACGGAGGCGGGCUGAGUUUGACGGAGAGGCGCUGUUGAUUCGGAGAGGAGUUUUGACUCAAAGUCAAACGACUCAGGGCUUUUUUUCUGAAGCUUCAACGGACAAUUAAUACACGGGAUCUGAGCGGAGGAGGCUGGAUUUUACCGCGGAGGUCGGUCUUGUUGUAUUUAAACCCUAUGAGGAUAUUUUCUCUCCGCCGUGAACGGACGCAUAGCAACAAGAUCCAUACCAAUGGUUGUGCAAGUUGAAGAGAAGUCAGUUCAUCAAACGUUGAAAGACCCUGCUGGGGCAGCAGGGUUGUUCUCACAUAGAGACCACUUGCAAGUUGGUUCAGUGUGCUGUGGUUUGCGGAUGGACUCCCCUGCCAGGAUGAUAUGAGAUUUGCCAGAGGACGAUGCAUACAGGAGGAGAGACCUCAGCAUGCAAACCCUCGUCUGUUCGGCUUGCUCCUUCGUUUUCGUUCAAUGCGGCAGAUGUGCAGAUGGCUGCGCAGACGCCCCAUUCUCACCCGCCGUUCAGUGACGGCCACCAGCCGAGCGCUGACCCGCCGGCCCCUGUGCUGCCCUUCGGCCCACAGGCCCCACAGCUCAACACCACCCAGGUGACUGCUGAUGUGGUGAUGUUACAAAGGCGGAUCCCCCAGUGCUUUCGGGAUCCGGCAACAGCUCCCUUAAGAAAGCUCUCCAUUGAACUGAUCAAAACCUACAAACACAUCAAUGAGGUUUACUAUGCAAAAAAGAAGCGGCGUCACCAACAGGGCCAAGGGGAAGACUCCAGUAAUAAGAAGGAGAGGAAGAUCUACAAUGAUGGUUAUGAUGACGACAACUUUGACUACAUUGUUAAAAAUGGGGAGAAAUGGAUGGAUCGCUAUGAAAUUGAUUCAUUGAUAGGCAAAGGAUCUUUUGGUCAGGUUGUAAAGGCCUAUGACCGCCAUGAGCAGGAGUGGGUUGCCAUUAAGAUCAUAAAGAAUAAGAAGGCAUUUCUGAACCAAGCACAGAUCGAAGUACGGCUCCUGGAGCUCAUGAACAAACAUGAUACGGAGAUGAAGUACUACAUAGUUCAUCUGAAACGUCACUUCAUGUUUCGGAACCACCUGUGUCUGGUGUUCGAGAUGCUGUCCUACAACUUGUACGACCUGCUGAGGAACACAAAUUUCCGCGGAGUUUCACUGAACUUGACGCGGAAAUUCGCACAGCAGCUGUGCACGGCGCUGCUCUUCCUGGCCACGCCUGAACUCAGCAUCAUCCACUGUGACCUCAAGCCUGAGAACAUCCUGCUCUGCAACCCCAAAAGAUCCGCCAUCAAGAUUGUCGACUUUGGCAGCUCAUGCCAACUGGGACAACGGAUAUACCAGUACAUUCAGAGUCGGUUCUACCGUUCCCCGGAGGUGUUGCUGGGCAUGCCGUAUGACUUGGCUAUAGACAUGUGGUCAUUGGGCUGCAUUCUAGUGGAGAUGCACACUGGAGAGCCUCUGUUCAGCGGAGCCAACGAGGUGGACCAAAUGAACAAAAUAGUGGAAGUUCUGGGGGUCCCACCCAGUCAUAUACUGGAUCAGGCACCGAAAGCUAGAAAGUUCUUUGAGAAGAUGUCUGACAGCACGUGGUGUGCAAAGAAGACCAAAGAUGGAAAACGGUAUAAGCCAGCGGGCUCUCGUAAGCUGCACAAUAUUCUGGGUGUGGAGGCAGGCGGUCCAGGUGGACGUAGAGCAGGCGAGUCCGGCCACGCCGUUGCUGACUACCUGAAGUUCAAGGACCUGAUCCUGCGAAUGUUGGACUAUGACCCCAAAAGCCGCAUUCAGCCGUACUACGCCCUGCAACACAGCUUCUUCAAGAAGACAGCUGACGAGGGUACCAACACCAGCAGCAGUGUGUCCACCAGCCCGGCGCUGGAGCAGUCGCAGUCCUCCGGAACCACGUCCAGUACCUCCUCAAGUUCAGGAGGUUCUUCUGGGACAAGCACCAGUGGACGUGCCCGCUCUGAUCCUACCCAUCAGCACCGGCUCAGUGGAGGCCAUUUCAGUGCUGCAGUAGGCAUGGACUGCCAUAACCUCUGCCCUCAGGCGAGGCAGGCGUUUGCCCCCGCGCUCGGCUGGGUCGGUGGAGAAGGGCUUCAGCAGGCCGCUGGAGAGACUCACCCUGUCCAAGAGACCACCUUCCACGUGCCUCCCCACCAGCCAAAACCCUUACACCCCCACAGCUCCCACCACCACCAUCACCACCAUCACCACCACCAUCACCACCCCCAGCACGGGCAGGGCCCGGCACGGCCGCGGCCCAGACUGUACUCGCCCUCGCACAGCGCCUCCACGCAGGACUCCAUGGAGGUGUCGCACGGCCACCUGUCCAUGACCUCCCUGUCUUCCUCGGCUUCCUCCUCAUCCACGUCCUCAUCAUCCACGGGGAACCACCACCAGGCCUACCAGAGCCGCCCGCUGCCGCUCGGCCUGGGCUACAGCCACCCCGGCGGCAUGAGCCUCGGCCUGGGUGCCUUCUCCAACCCACGCCAGGAGACCGGCAUGGCAGGACACCCCUCCUACCCGCUUGCCACAAACUCUGGCCCGGGCCACUACAUAGCAGAGACUCAUAUGGGCCUGCGUCAGGGCCUGGACCGAGAGGACUCGCCCAUGGCCGGAGUGUGCGUGCAGCAGAGCUCUGUGGCCAGCUCCUGACUACGCUGAGAACGCUUUUUCCUCUGUGUGUGUGUUUUUAAAACGCUGGUGUUUUCAAAAAAAGUGCAUAGAGAUUAAAAGCUGCUGUAAAGAGAAGGGAGAUGAUGACUGACGCUGUAGCGCCGAGCCCCCCCACCACCCUCACCCCCUCCCCUCCUGCGCCAUGCGUGUUCAAACUCCCCUCUGCUCACUGCUGGAGGCCUCUGUUUCAGUCAGUUACCGUUUUUUGCUUGGAACAUUUUCAAGUGAAAUUUGAUUUUAUUAUAAAGGAAAAAAGAAAGUUUCAUAUGUUUUCACCUAUUCCUUUUCACUCAACUCUUUUUAAUUGCUUAUUAACAUAUGCACCUUCCUGACAGCCUUGAGAUUAGAUUUCUGUUAAAGGUCUGGGAGAAGGUCCAGUUGGUCGAGGAGAGGGAUGUUCUCUCUCUUGCCAUAGUCCCCAUCAAUGCAGUGCAGUGCAAUGCAAUGUGGCGAGAAACAAAACAAAAAAAAAUAUCCCCAUCAUCCUCAACGGUUGCUCUUUCAAAUGCCAUCUUUGUUUCCUUUCUCAGAAGGCUCCUUUUUGAAAGUUUCUUCUUCAUGUUGUGCAAUUUUAUUCUUUUGAGUUUAGCUUUCAGAGCAGCAGCAUUAGCAAGAGCAGGUGUGCUGAGUGGGUCUCACCUGUAGAGGGUGCAGUUUGCAAAUCUCUCCUCUUGGAAAGAGGGCAGAGAGAGAAGUCUGUGGGAAGUCUCUCCUGUUCAGUGGUGCAGUUUGCGAGUCUCUCCCCUAGAGGGCUGCCCGUGGUCCCAGAGCAUCAGCAACAGCCAUGUGCUGGUGUUAAAAGUAUAGUGAGGAGCUCUAAAGUGGGCAGUGGAGCAGGCAGGAGCCUGGUACUGGGCAGUGGUGGACAGCAAGUUUUGAAAAUAUGGCCUUAUCACGCACUGAAUGAAGAGAAGCUGGACAUUUACCCUUAAAGUAAAAAUAGCUUUCCUGUAUUUUUUAAAGUCUUGAGUACACUUAAGUCUUUACACGUUAAAAAAAAAAAAAAAAAAUAGGAACCGGAGCUUGAGAAUGGUUAUUUGAGGCCUUCCUUAACUAGAAAUCUACUCUUCGAGAGUCUUUUUGCUGGGCCUUGUGAGUUCACAGAAGUAGUAUAUUGCAAGUCGAAUGGAAUCAGCUACUACUGUGUCCCUUACUAUUUCUCUUUUCCCCACUUGCUUUCUCUUCUUGGCUUCAUUUUAAUUUUUGUUGUUUUCAGCAUGUGAUUUUACUUUUGAGCCUCUGCACAUAUUUUUGUGUUCUGUUCUACCCUGAAAAUCUUAACAUGCAGAAGUUUGUGUGAAUGCUUUUUAUUUUGGUUUGCCUCACAAUUAUGCUGUGAAUUUUAGGAGAGUUUAUUUUCCCUUUUGAUAAUUUAUUGUACCAAAGCAGUUUUUUUAUAGCGCAUAGAUGUCUGUAACCAAUAAUGUAGCAGUUGUGCACUUUGAAACAAGGUGUAUCAGACCUGUUGGAUUUUUUUUUUUUUUUUUUUUUUUCCUUUCUUUUUUAAUGUCAGUAAAAACAAAUGGCUGUAUUAUCUGUUGCUUUCUUGAAACUGGAACUGUUGUUUAAUGCGGCACAUUUUACUGAGAGCUGUAUUGCGAACAGCAUUGGUUGUUUUUUUUUUUUUUCUUUUUCUUUUUGAUACCAGAAAACAGACAACUGAAAACUCAACUAUUGUUUUUUUUUGCGUGAGUAGAUUUUAGUUUUGCUUUUCUCUGUGAGAUGGAUGGAUGGAUGGAGGGUGGGUAGAUUCCCAUGCUGUUGGCUGCUCUGCAGGUUCCAGAGCUUCAUGGUUAGUCGCUGACCGUCUCUACGUGAGAGUGUGACCCCUUUGGCCCUGCAGCAGAGUGCGAGAAGAAGGGGUAGCGGCGCGCCGCUUCUCCAUUUAGACGGCUAUUUACUUGAGGUGCCUGAUUUAUCUAGGUUCCACUGCCUUAAGCGCGCAGCGCUGCCACCGCCACCACCGCCGCCGCUCUCCUGAACGAACACCGUGGCCCCUGCAUUUGGGGUUCUCGUUCAACCCGGCCCACCGGGCUCAGACGAGGGGUACAGGGGGUUUGAGAUGUGUGAGAACACAGCCUGGUCUACUGAUCCGUCUCACUAUCGCUCGUGCUCUCUUGCUUUUCUCCCUUUUGCUGACGGUUUCUCCAUGCCUCGCUCUCUCUUGUCUUGCCCCGUCUUGCUCGCUUGCUAGCUCGCUCGCUAUCUCGCUUUUAUGCUCCCUCUUUUGUGCACUCUUUCUCUCUUUUCUCUCUCUGUCUCUCUCUCUGUAUCUCUCUCCAUGUGAGUGUGAUGAUGCCUAUAAAUACAAGGUAAAAAUGGUCCUAUAGGGUUUUUAUUCUCGGCCAGCAGCAGAGGACAGCUAAUGGGAGGAGUCCAUGAAACCCAGGCUUCAGGUGUUUACUUUGUGACCCCAUUUUAAUAGCUGAAAUAGAAUUUAUGUACAUAUUUAUAUUUUUUUAAUAAAGGAAGUUUAGAACUCACUACUUUUUUCCUAAUGGUAUUUUGAGUACAUUUAAGUCAGCUUGGUGACCAUGCAGUGGAACUCUCUGUGGUAGUCAAUGGGUAUCAGUGCUUCCAGCCCAAAGUAGUUGACAAUGCCAGUACAAAUGCAAAACUCUAGGGUUUAAAAUCUUAACAGGAGAGUAGAUCUUCAUACCUUAAAUAUAAUAGACAGGGUAUAGUGUGUGGAUGUGUGUCUACAAUCCGAAUGACGGCAGUGUUUUCAUAUAUUCGUAUACAUAAGAGAUUAUGUAUGCCUAGUACAGGAAAUAUUUUUGUUGUGUUAAUUUGGCACAAGCUUCAAUAAAUGGGUCCAUGUGAAAACCGAAACGUAGGCUAUUGCUGGAGGCGUGUGUCGAAGUGCACAGCGGUCGUACACACACACACACAAACACAGAUAUAUAAAUAUAUAUAUUCUCACACACACACACAAACACACGCACACACAGUCUGAACCGUGCAUCUUCGGUCAAAACGUCGGCUCCUAACUCCGACUUCCACAAUCGCAACUCCCCCCAGGACGAGCGCAGACCUCACUGCGGCUUUCCCCCCUCCCUACCCCUUACCCACUCUGAGCCCUGACCCCCCACACCCCCAGGCCUCCACACCCACUUUAGAGUCUCCACUCCUUCUCCCUUUGGUUCCAGGACAUCUGAUAUGCACUGCAGAGCUAAACAGCGUGGCAGAAGGAUAAGUACCUUUUAUCCACAGAUUGUACGAUCAGGACUUUCUGUGUAAAGUAAAAUGUUACUGAGAGGCAGAAAUGGACAAACCCUUUGUACUAUAUUCAAGCGGUCUUAUGUAUGACAUAAAAAAGUUGCUUAAAUUUU
Molecule: messenger RNA, 6500 nt
Organism: Astyanax mexicanus (Mexican tetra)
Lineage: Eukaryota; Metazoa; Chordata; Actinopteri; Characiformes; Acestrorhamphidae
Gene: dyrk1aa
Product: dual-specificity tyrosine-(Y)-phosphorylation regulated kinase 1A, a
Exons: 13
Coding region: 874-3147 (757 amino acids)
Biological process (GO): protein autophosphorylation; peptidyl-serine phosphorylation; positive regulation of DNA-templated transcription
Cellular component (GO): nucleus
Molecular function (GO): protein serine/threonine/tyrosine kinase activity; transcription coactivator activity; ATP binding
Source: RefSeq, a predicted model, not a curated record